AACCUCAAACUUGUCACAUAGAGAGGGAGAGUAAUGACCGAAGCGCUGAAGCGAGACUACCGAAUCUGCGAGGAGAUCGGGCGCGGCCGCUUCGGCGUCGUCUGCCGCUGUGAGCCCCUCCUCCGCCCCACCACCGCCGCCGCGCCGCCACCCCCGCCCUCCUUCCUCGCCGUCAAGUCCAUCGACAAGUCCGCCGCCUCCGGCGACGACCUCGACUCCCACUGCCUCCUCAUGGAGCCCAAGGUGCUGUCCCUCCUGUCCCCGCACCCGAACGUCCUCCGCAUGCACAAUGCCUACGAGGACUCCUCCCACCUCCACCUCGUCCUCGACCUCUGCGACUCCCCUGACCUCCACCGCGCCGUCGCCUCCACCGGUCCCCUCCCGGAGCCCGACGCCGCCCGGGUCCUCUCCCAGCUGAUGCGCGCCGUCGCCCACUGCCACCGCCACGGCGUGGUCCACAGGGACAUCAAGCCCGAGAACAUACUCUUCGACUCCCGGGGCCGGCUGAGGCUAGCGGACUUCGGCUCCGCGGAGGUGAUCGGCGGGGGAGAGCCGGCGGCGGAGGGGUUGAGGGGGGUGGUGGGGACGCCGUACUACGUGGCGCCAGAGGUGGUGGAGGGGAGGGAGUACGGGGAGAAGGUGGACGUGUGGAGCGCCGGGGUGGUGCUGUACGUGAUGCUGGCGGGGUUCCCGCCGUUCUACGGCGAGAGCGCCUCCGAGAUCUUCGGGGCGGUGCUGAGGGCGAACCUGAGGUUCCCGCCGCGGGUCUUCCGGUCGGUGUCGGCGACGGCGAAGGAUCUGCUCAGGAAGAUGCUGUGCAGGGAUGUUUCCAGAAGAUUCACUGCCGAUCAAGUCCUCAGGCAUCCAUGGGUGACCAGCUUUGGAGGAGCAGAAGCGACCGAUCUACAAAUCUUAACCUGAACGGAACGAACAGCUUUUGGCUCGAGCAUUAGUAAGAAGGCACGCGUCUACUAUGUAUAGUUUGUGAAGGGAGGGUGCUUGAUGUGAAUAUAAAUAGGCAUGAAGGAGGGGAGGGGAAGUGACUGGGGGCUUCUCAAGAAGGUUCUUGUUGUGAUGUAGAUGGGAUUUCCUGAAGGAAGUAAGCCACUGUUUACUCUGUUUCCUUUGAGGGGGAUUGCGUUAGUAACUUUGUAUCUUGUAAGAGGUUAGGCUCCAUGGAAAUUUCGCAGUUAAGGAAGACUUUGUCUGGUUUGAUA
Molecule: messenger RNA, 1217 nt
Organism: Syzygium oleosum
Lineage: Eukaryota; Viridiplantae; Streptophyta; Magnoliopsida; Myrtales; Myrtaceae
Product: phosphoenolpyruvate carboxylase kinase 2-like
Exons: 2
Coding region: 34-921 (295 amino acids)
Biological process (GO): intracellular signal transduction; protein autophosphorylation; peptidyl-serine phosphorylation
Cellular component (GO): nucleus; cytoplasm
Molecular function (GO): ATP binding; calcium/calmodulin-dependent protein kinase activity; calcium-dependent protein serine/threonine kinase activity
Source: RefSeq, a predicted model, not a curated record